Molecule: messenger RNA, 1248 nt
Organism: Colletotrichum karsti
Lineage: Eukaryota; Fungi; Ascomycota; Sordariomycetes; Glomerellales; Glomerellaceae
Exons: 3
Coding region: 1-1248 (415 amino acids)
Cellular component (GO): cytoplasm
Molecular function (GO): ATP hydrolysis activity; GTP binding
Source: RefSeq, a predicted model, not a curated record
AUGCCUCGAGAUCCUCUGAUCGGCCUGGUCGGCAAGCCGUCCGCCGGCAAGAGCACAACGCUCAACAGUCUGACAGACGCCACCUCAAAAGUUGGUCCAUUCACAACGAUUGACCCCCAACGAGCGAUCGGAUACCUCCAAAUAGAAUGCGCCUGCGCACGACAUAACGUUUCGGACCGCUGCAAGCCGAACUACGGCGCCUGCACCGACGGCCGCCGCUCCGUACCCAUCGAGCUCCUCGACGUCGCCGGUCUCGUCCCCGGGGCUCACCAGGGCAAAGGCCUCGGCAACAAGUUCCUCGACGACUUGCGCCACGCCGAUGCGCUGAUACACGUGGUGGACGCAUCGGGCACGGUGGACGCCGAGGGCAAGGAGACCCGCGGGUACGACCCCUCGGUCGACAUCGCAUGGCUGCGCGGGGAGAUCGUGGCGUGGAUCAAGGGCAACCUGAUGGAGAAAUGGGGGUCCAUCAGGAGGCGUCACAUGGCGAUCAAGGCCACGGCCAUCGAGACGCUGCAGGGCCAGUUCUCCGGCUACGGCAGUACGGCCAACGUCGUCGCCCGCGCGCUCGACAGGCUGGGCAUCAAGGAGCCGCUCGAGGACUGGGACGAGUCGACCAUCGACCGCGUCGUCAACGCCUUCACGGACGAGAAGUUCCCGACCGUCAUCGCGCUCAACAAGAUCGACCACCCGGACGCCGACAAGAACAUCGCCAAGAUCGCAAAGAUGCAGGACCCCAACACCAUCGUCCUCUGCUCCGCCAUCUCGGAGAUCUUCCUGCGCAAGAUGGCCAAGCAGGGCUACGUCAAGUACACCGAGGGCAGCGAGUUCGUCGACACGCGCGAGGACCUGAUCGAGCAGGGCGACCCGGAGGGCGGCGGCCUCAAGGAGCUCGACGAGAAGAACCGCAACCGGAUAGAGAACCUCAAGGACAUGGUGCUGUACCGUUUCGGCUCGACCGGCGUCGUGCAGGUGCUCAGCAAGGCGGCCGAGAUCCUGGGCCUCGUGCCAGUGUUCCCCGUGCGCAACACGACGACGUUCCAGUCCGGCGCCAACGACUCCAAGGUCGUCUUCAGGGACUGCGUGCUGGUCAAGAAGGGCACGACGGUGGGCGAGGCGGCGCGCAAGGUCAUGGGCGACGCGCCGAUCGCGUAUAUCGAGGGCGCGGGGGGUAUCAGAGUGGCCGAGGACGACCCUGUCGCCGUCGGGAAGAACGAUAUCCUGUCAUUCAAGGUCGGAAGAGGUUGA